Messenger RNA from Choloepus didactylus (southern two-toed sloth), 1108 nucleotides. Its product is annotated as trace amine-associated receptor 3. Gene Ontology annotation, cellular component: membrane. The coding region runs from base 1 to 1032 and encodes 343 amino acids. Gene Ontology annotation, biological process: G protein-coupled receptor signaling pathway. Lineage: Eukaryota; Metazoa; Chordata; Mammalia; Pilosa; Megalonychidae. The transcript has a single exon. Gene Ontology annotation, molecular function: trace-amine receptor activity. The record is from RefSeq and is a predicted model, not a curated record.
AUGGAUCUGACUAAUAUUCCUGAAGAUUUAUCCAGUUGUCCAAAAUUUGGAAAUAAAUCCUGUCCUCCCACCAACCGCACUUUCCAAGUCCGAGUGAUAAUGUACUCGCUUAUGACCAUAGCCAUAGUUAUCACUGUCUUUGGAAACCUGGUUAUAAUGAUUUCCAUUUCUUAUUUCAAACAGCUUCAUUCUCCCACCAACUUUCUGAUCCUCUCCAUGGCAACCACGGAUUUCCUGCUGGGCUUUGUCAUCAUGCCGUACAGCAUGGUGCGAUCCGUGGAGAGCUGCUGGUAUUUUGGGGAUGGCUUUUGUAAAUUCCAUGCGAGCUUUGACAUGAUGCUAAGCCUGACCUCCAUCUUCCAUCUGUGUUCCAUUGCCAUUGACCGAUUUUAUGCUGUCUGUUACCCUCUGCACUACACGACCACAAUGACGUCCUCCAUGAUAAAGCGACUGCUGGCAUUUUGCUGGUCAGCCCCUGCUCUAUUUUCUUUUGGUUUAGUUCUAUCUGAGGCCAAUGUUUCGGGUAUGCAGAGCUAUGAGAUUCUUGUUGCCUGCUUCAAUUUCUGUGCCCUUACUUUCAACAAACUUUGGGGGACAAUAUUGUUCACUACAUGUUUCUUUACUCCUGGCUCUAUCAUGGUUGGUAUUUACAGCAAAAUCUUUAUCGUUUCCAGACGACAUGCUCGAGUCCUCAGCAACAUGCCUGAAAACACAAAGGUUGAUGUGAAGAAAAUCCUAUCUAAGAAAAAGGACAGGAAAGCAGCUAAGACCUUGGGCAUAGUUAUGGGAGUGUUUCUAGCUUGCUGGUUGCCUUGUUUUCUUGCUGUUUUGAUUGACCCAUAUUUAGACUAUUCCACUCCCAUAAUAGUGCUUGAUCUUUUAGUAUGGCUUGGGUACUUCAACUCCACUUGUAACCCCCUCAUUCAUGGGUUUUUUUAUCCAUGGUUUCAGAAGGCUCUUAAAUAUAUGGUGUCAGGAAAAAUAUUUCGCUCCCAUUCAGAAACUGCCAAUCUGUUUCCUGAAGCACAUUAAUAAAAAGUCCUUAUGAAAAUGAAUAUGGUAUUCAAAAUGAGACUGCUAUGAUUUUGGCCUGCAGCACAUGCCUUAC